Molecule: messenger RNA, 1626 nt
Organism: Pseudomyrmex gracilis
Lineage: Eukaryota; Metazoa; Arthropoda; Insecta; Hymenoptera; Formicidae
Gene: Cndp2
Product: cytosolic non-specific dipeptidase
Exons: 5
Coding region: 145-1578 (477 amino acids)
Biological process (GO): proteolysis
Molecular function (GO): metallodipeptidase activity
Source: RefSeq, a predicted model, not a curated record
AGGUGCCGACAGGGAGUUGCGCUACUGUAUAUACUGUGGCAUUGCUGUAAGAAAGGCAAAACUGUGAACGUUAGUUCCGGUAUUAUCUUAUCUUAGUCCAAUUCAACUGCAGUUUUACUUUCUAAAACUUUUUGUUGUUCAACAAUGGCAUUGCCACCGGCAUUGGAAACGUUAUUUAAGUAUAUAGAUGAACAUAAGCAAGAAUAUAUAAAGACCUUGGAAGAAGCAGUAGCUAUUAAAUCUGUAUCAGCAUGGCCGGAUCAAAGAACAGAGAUAGUGAAAAUGAUGAAAUGGGCGGACAUAAGGUUGAAAAAUCUUGGAGCAACUACAGAACUAGUUGAUAUAGGUAGCCAGACUCUCCCUGACAACAGUGAAAUUCCUCUUCCUCCUGUGUUGCUUGGGAUCCUUGGAUCUGAUCCAAAGAAGAAAACCGUACUUGUAUACGGACAUCUGGAUGUGCAGCCUGCGCUAAAAGAAGACGGCUGGGAUACCGAUCCGUUCAUUCUUACUGAAAAAGAUGGAAAGCUCUAUGGACGAGGUAGUACUGAUGAUAAGGGACCAGUUCUUUGUUGGCUACACACGUUACAGGCUUACAAAGCACUUGAAAUUGAUAUUCCUGUUAACAUCAAGUUUGUCUUCGAAGGAAUGGAAGAGAGCGGUAGUGAAGGUUUGGAUGAACUUCUUUGGAAGAGGAAAGACAGCUUUCUGAAGGAUGUGGACUAUGUCUGCAUAUCCGACAAUUAUUGGUUGGGUACUAAAACUCCGUGUAUCACUUACGGUUUACGAGGAAUCUGCUACUUUACGAUAGAAGUUACUUGCGCUGCCAAGGACUUGCAUAGCGGUGUCUUUGGUGGCUGUGUAUACGAAGCCAUGCCGGACCUUAUUUACUUAAUGAACAGUUUGGUCGAUGUCAACGGUCGUAUUUUGAUAGACGGCAUCUAUGACCGCGUGGCAAAAAUAACAGAGGCUGAAUUGGCCACCUACAAAGAUAUAGAUUUUGACGUUGAUGAAUUCAGGAAGACGGUCGGAACUAAAAAGCUAGCGCAUAAAGAAGACAAGAUUCAGCUAUUAAUGUAUCGGUGGAGGCAUCCUGUUUUGUCUCUUCACGGGAUAGAGGGUGCUUUCAGCGAACCUGGAGCAAAAACGGUAAUUCCGCGAAAAGUCAUCGGCAAGUUCUCGAUCAGAUUAGUGCCUGAUAUGACUCCGGACGAGACGGCUGAGAAAGUGAUCGCGUACGUGAACAAGAAAUGGCAGGAGAGAGGCAGUUCGAAUAUUAUGAACGUGAGCAUGUUCCACGGUGGCAAGCCGUGGUCCGAGAAUCCCGAUCAUCCGCAUUAUAUGGCUGGGCGAAAAGCCACACAGCACGUCUACAAGGUGGAACCUGAUCUGUGUCGCGAGGGCGGAUCAAUCCCGGUUACUCUAACUUUCCAGGAAAUUACUGGUAAAAACGUAUUGCUCUUACCGGUCGGACAGGGCGACGACGGUGCGCACUCUCAGAAUGAAAAGUUGAACGUGCACAACUAUAUCGAGGGAACCAAACUGCUCGGAGCUUAUCUGUACGAAGUAGGACAAUUGUAAUGCUUCGAUAUCACCCGAGUUGGAUCGAUAUCACGACGAUAUCAAAAC